AUGGCUACGCAGAUCCCUCCCGUCCGCUGGGUGAAGGACCGGCACAAGGGAAAGAAGUUCUUUAUGGAAGCUCUGAGGAACCGCGACGACUGGAUAUGCCGCGUCAGACAGAAGGAGUCCAUCCCCGCACCGAAAGCUGAAGACGACGGAGACGAAGAAUUCUAUGCAGACAUCAAGGAGGGUUUCGCCGAUCUGGACGAGACUCCGGCCGCUCCCGAUAUGCAGACCUUAGCGGCAGUCCUCGUCUGCUCGGGAUUGAUCGUGCUGCUGCUCUCUCACGUAUGUCCCCCUCUCAGCGAGUCUUCGAAGCACCUGAAAGCGGCCAUCGCGGAGCAAGCGGAGGCGGCCAUCGCUGCGGUCGACAGCGGUCGGAAGGACGCGAGGACGCGGCUGCGCAACAAGAUCCACAACAUGGAGAAGCAGGUCCGGCAGUUCAAGAAGACAGCCAACGAGCGGCUGAAGGUCGUGCAGGCACAGAAAGACAAGAAGGCGAAGAGCGACAAGAAGGGCUCGGAGAAGAAGUCAAAGACAUCAUCCAGGAAGAAGCGUUCCGCGAGGACGAGCAGGAGGGUCUUGAUCCCGGUGCAAGGGGCUCCGCAACAACCUCAGCGCAUGAAUCAACCGCAGCUGGCAUCGUUCAUUCCCAUAUGA
Messenger RNA from Klebsormidium nitens, 651 nucleotides. The record is from the annotation of a GenBank genome assembly. Lineage: Eukaryota; Viridiplantae; Streptophyta; Klebsormidiophyceae; Klebsormidiales; Klebsormidiaceae.